This is a messenger RNA of Xyrauchen texanus (razorback sucker), 7631 nucleotides long. RefSeq names its product ankyrin repeat domain-containing protein 12-like. NCBI's taxonomy places the organism in Eukaryota, Metazoa, Chordata, Actinopteri, Cypriniformes, Catostomidae. Gene Ontology annotation, cellular component: nucleoplasm. The record is from RefSeq and is a predicted model, not a curated record. The coding region runs from base 212 to 6208 and encodes 1998 amino acids. The transcript has 13 exons. Gene Ontology annotation, molecular function: protein binding.
UGUUUUCAAAACCAGAACCGAGAGACGUCACGUUGUCGUAGGGUUAAUGUUCAGCUUUCACCCUCCAACACUCACAUUUAUUUAUCUAAAAAUCGUCUAUAUUUCGUUUUCUGCUCGAAAGUGAAUGACGAAGAGGACGUCGAAGAUCUUUGUGACGACCCAUAAUGAAAUCUGUGAGCCGUAGCUGUUGCAGCUAGUCAGAAGAUGCACCAUGGCCAAACCGGGAUUGGGCCGUGAUGGAGCCAUGGUGGAGAAGACGGCAGAGAAGAAGAGUAAAGAGAAAAUGUCUCCGUUUGUCAAAACUCCAAAGCUCGAUCGGAGUGAGAUCCUGGGGAAAGAGGGGAAGUCCAAGUCCUCCAUGAAACGGAAGCUCUCCUUCACCAUCAGUCCGCCUCAUAACGAGGAGCUUCACUCAGACGCGGAUGACUCUGACCCCGGGCAGUCAAGCGACCUGUGGGGAGAGGGAUUACUUCCCCCCUGCAGGAUAUACGCAGACAAAGAUGUUCCAGAUAAGAAGAAGGUUAAGAAGGAGUCGGGCACUAAGAAGUCAACCCCUGUGAACAUUUUGUUCGGCUACCCUUUAUCGGAACGAAAGCAGAUGGCACUUGUAAUGCAGAUGACUGCGAGAGACAACAGUCCUGAGACGACGCCGAGUCACCCAUCUCAAAUGCCGCCAGUGCAGAAGAAGAUCGCUAGCAGCUCGUCCUCACGACAGAAAGAUAAAGUUAACAAACGGAACGAGAGAGGAGAGACCCCGCUGCAUAUGGCCGCAAUCAGGGGGGAAGUCAAACAGGUUAAGGAACUCAUUAGCCUCGGGGCGGAUGUAAAUGUCAAAGAUUUUGCAGGUUGGACGCCUCUCCAUGAAGCUUGUAACCUUGGUUACUAUGAUGUAGCAAAGGUUCUGAUUGGUGCAGGAGCGGAAGUGAACACGCAGGGAUUGGACAAUGACACUCCUCUUCAUGAUGCCUCCAGCAGUGGAUACAAAGAUAUUGUGAAGCUGCUCUUGUGUCAUGGAGGUAAUGCCUACCAGGCCAACAAGAGAGGAGAGAGACCGGUUGAUGUUGCUGACUCUCAGGAGAUUGAGCAGUUACUCAAGGGAGAAAUCCCGCUGUCAGAACCAGAAGAGAGCUCUUCAGAAUCUGAGGACCCACCCUCUGUAAAUCCAUCCAGUGUAGAUGAGAACAUGGAAUACUCUGAUGCUGAAAAAGACUCUGACUGUAAAUCCACCUCAGUAAAGGCCUCAUCAUCCAUGUCGGGGCUAGAUGAAUAUGAGUUCAAGGACGAGGAAGAGGAGAAUGACCUGAGUAAGGCACUUAACGACAGACACAUCCUAAAAAGAGAACUCCGCCAAAAGGCGAAAGAGGAAAAGGAAAAGAACCACUAUGCUUUGAAACAGGGCUGCAAAAGCGACCAGUCGAUGCUGGCAUGCAAGUCUAAAAAAACGAAGGCGACCCGUAUUUACUGCAGUUCAGACAGUUCAAGUGAUGAAGCGGAGAUGCCAUUAGAAAGAAGGAGCUCGCCGACUAGGUCAAUCAGCAUGGAUGGUCAUAAAACGGACAAUAGAUUUAAGAAAGAAUGUCUAAAUCUCACACCAGCAGAGCAGAAAGAAAAGGGUAAACAGAAGAAAAAGAACAAGAGCCAAAGCAAAAAUAAGGAGAACCAAGAACUCCAAGAAGAAGGGAAAGAGAACAGCAAAUCCCUUAUUUUUUCCACUGCAACUGUGUCCGACAAUUCUGAUAGGGUCGUCAGGGAGGAGGACUCCUUUAAAAUGUCGUUUAGUGCAAAGGAUGACACAUCGGUCCACCUCUUUCAACUAGUCAAGUCCCCAAAGCUGAACCACAACCAAACUGACAAGCAGACAACUCCUCUGAAACAAGAAAACACUAAGACAUGUGUUUCAAUUGGCGAUGGAUCCUGUCCGAUGGAAAGCAUCAAGUGCAACCACUACACUGAGUCCGACUUCUGCACAGAAGGUUCGAGUAGUAAGAGCUGCAAACACAAGGAGAAAAGCAAGCAUCACCACAAAGAGCUCAGCUUAGAUGGAGAUGAUGGUAACUCCAGUCCUUUCAAAGAUAGUAUGGACAGUUCAGAGUAUGUAUUUAGGAAGACUGACAAUGAAGGGGAAGCACAAGCUAAAAAGCACAAGCUGAAACACAAGGAGAAAGAAAAGUACAGGAAGGAGUAUGAGGCUGAGAGGAAUCGCCAUCGGCAGAAAGAGGCCCGCAAAGAUGGACAUAGGAAUAUGGAGUUCGAUCGGGAGUUUUGGAAAGAGAACUUCUUCAAAAGUGAUGAGAGCGAAGAGCUCACUGGUAAAUGUGAGACGCCAGGUGGCAGAUCACCUCCGAAAUCUUCAGGAUCGUCCCCUGUUAAAGAGGAAAGAGGGGCGUCAAAAGACAAACAUUCAAGCAGUAGUAGCAGCAGGGACAGGAGGCCAAAGGAGGAGCGAGAAAAGGACAAGGCCAUAAAAAAAGAGAAAAAAGAGGUUCCCAUCAAAGACGAGCGUGGAAAGGAUGGAAAAGGAGGUGAAAUUGAUGACCGUACUGAGGGCCUUGUUUCUGGACGAAUGUCUGAGGGUUCACUGCACAGUUCUGUAGUCAAAGAGGAAAUGGAUGAUAAGCCAAUCACUGUGAAUUUGGUUAACCAAGAUCAACAGGAGAAGAACACUCAAGAGAAAAAUGAUAAGCGAGUACCAACAAUGGAUCGAGAGACUGAGAAGUCUGAUAAAAAGCAUGCAGAUAAAGACAAGAAAGUUAAAUCUGAUCAUUCAGCUGAUAAGCCUGAAUUGCACAACUCAACUGAUCGAUGGAAAGAGAAGGAGAAAUUAACAAGCAUUUCAAAUUCACCCAAUGAUAAAAGCCAUAAAGAUGGUGAAAAGCUCAAGGCGAUGUCAGUGAUGAAAAAACAUGAGGAAAACAAGAAGAAUAAGGAGAAGCUUGACAAAAGGGCAGAGAAAGAGCAUUCUUCUGGUGACCACAAAGAAAAAACAAGUUCUGAAAAAAAAACAAAAGCCCCUGAGAAAACCACUGAUCAUGGCAAAUCUGACCGCACUAAGGAAAAAGAACGGGAAAAGGAAAAAGAUUCAGACAAGAGGAAGAAAGACAAACUGAAAGAGCCCACACCUUCUUCCUCAUCCUACUCCAAUCUCAAGUUGUUGUUGGAAGAGAAGAAAAGCUACAUUUCUGAGAACAAUAAGGUCAUAUCGUCGAAAUCAAAAGAAGAGGUAACGAAGACUUCAGAGAAAGACAAAGAUCGAAGAGAGAGAGACCGGGAGUCUGAAAGGCAUCGAGACCGUGAGCGAGACCGACACAAGGACAAAGAUAAAGACCGGUUACAGCAGAAUAAAGAUGGCAAAAUUAGCAAGGCAAAACCAAGUGAAGUGGAUUCCAAACCUAAAAUUGCACCUGCUUUAAAGGAUACUCGUCCCAAAGAGAAGAGGUUGGUCGAUGAUGACCUCAUGAAGACCAGCUUUGAACGCAUGCUUAGUCAGAAGGAUCAAGAAAUUGAACAGUGGCACAGAAAGCACUUAGAGAAAAUGAAGCAGAAGGAAAGGGAACGACUAAAACAACGGCCAGGAAUUGACAUGGGUAAACAGAAAAGUAAGGAUAAAAUGAAAAUCUCCUCUUUGUCCAGUGAACCAUGUCUUACCAAGGAACUAACUCGCUCCAAAAGCUCAGAGGCCUCGGAGGGUCGUCGUGAGAGAACUUCAAAAGAUGCCACCAGUGGAAGAACGCUCUCACUUGAUACGAAAAAUCUCACCUCCUUUGGGAAGAAUGGUCCAGUAACAGAAAACAACCUUAGCCGAUCUCCGCGACCAGAGAGCGAAAGAUCUGGCCUUAUGUCAAGAUCCGUAUCCAUGAUCUCUGUGGCAAGCUCAGAAGACUCCUGCCAAGCAACAAUAUUCACCCCUAAACCCCCUGAUUAUGAUUCGGACCUCAACAUGGACGCUUCAGAUUCCCAGCCACCUUUUCUGCAGUCUGCCCUUGUUCUACAGUCUUCCAAGUUACCUUCUGUUCUUGAUAAAGAGACCAGCAGUCUUCCUGAAUCGGCUUUCUGCAAUCGCACACCAUUGUCAAGCAGGCACGCUUCCCCAUGCUUAAGGGCAAUUCUGGAUGAAGAAGCCAAGGUGCCACCAGCAGAAACUAGACAGAGUAACGAGUCCCAGAAAAUUACUGUGUCACACUCGGGCAAUGAGCAAGCUGCAGUUCAUCAGACAGAAAUGAGUGCGACCCCUGUUCAGGAGAAACGGAAUAGUCAAUGUCUUACUGGUACUCUUCCGGAUGGUGAAAGUCAGAUGACUAGUACUGAGGGUGAAGGCAUCUCUCCUGUUUGUCAAGUUCAGCUGUCAUUACACUUGCACAAAUCUACUGCUAAAGACCUUAGCAGCCAGCAAGGUGGCCUCACACAGGAUAAUGUGUUCCAGACCCAUUUGGAGAUGAGACACUUUUGCAACAAUGAUAGUCAAGUAGAGCAGGCAAGUCUGGGUCAGCUUGACAUAGCUGAUACAGUAAUGACAGAGGAAUCCAACAAGGAUUCUCCAUUAUGUGUUGUAUCACAAGUUGCAUCUUCUCAGACACAAAAUUCAUCAGAAACCAGUGUACCUUUGCAUUCAAGUAGCCUGCAGUGGGAAACUGCCCUCAAUUCCAGCAUUGAGCAGACACCGAGAUCUGACUCUUGUCUAAGACCAGAACAGAAAGAGAAAACCUCAGUUGUUGCCGAGAACAAAAUAGACAAGAGUGUGGAAAACAUUCCCAGAAUAGAUCACACAAGCACUGCAAACUCAUCUAUUGGUACAUGUAGAUCCAGCUCUGAGGAAAAUGUUAAACCCCUGCUGAGAACCAUCAAUGUACAGGAGGAUACAGAAAAGGAUGCAAGUGUCCAAGAAGAAGGUACAUCAAGGUUCUCCAGUGAGUCAUUGGUUACAGUUGAUGCUCAACCAGAGAAACUCGUAGAUAGCCUGCAUUCUGCUUCAACAAACAUGUCUCACUGCACUAGUCCAGAAAGGAACCCUGAGGAGCCAAUUGAGUUGUCUGAAGAGGAUUCAGAUGAAAGCCGAGUCACAGAGACAGAUGCCGCAAAAGUCUUAGAAGAAGGUGUGACAACCCACACUCUAAAUGAAAGUAAGGCUGAUGUAGAGAUGUCAGACCAUCUUGCUGUUGAGGAGCUGCCUGCAAAAUCGAACCUUCCGGCUAGAGGAGAACAUGGUCAAAGCAACACUGGAUUCCAGCAAGAUCCUCAGGUAGAGCCACCUAGUGGAGGCAACUCGGGAAGCUCCUCCCCAUUAUCCGUAGUGGAGAGAGAUUCCGAUACAUCUGGGACCAGAGCGAAACUCCGACUCCUGGAAGAGGAAGGUGAUAUCCAGGUGACCCAUCCAAGAAAACGAAAGAUGCUUAGGGUUUUGUCUCGGGCACAAGCAAACCUAACAGAUCAGCAGGUCAAAGAAAAGACACAGCAGUCCUUAGCUGCAAUUGUAGAUGCACUGAAGCUUGAGGAGAUUCAGCCUUACCAGACCGAGAGAGCAAACCCUUAUUAUGAGUAUUUGCACAUACGCAAGAAGAUUGAGGAGAAGAGGAAAGUUCUUUGUAGUGUCAUUCCUCAAGCUCCUCAGUACUAUGAUGAGUAUGUCACAUUCAAUGGGUCCUACCUGCUGGAUGGAAACCCACUGAGCAAGCUCUGCAUCCCAACCAUAACUCCACCCCCAUCUCUACCUGAACCACUGAAGGAGAUGUUUAAACAGCAAGAGAUGGUGCGGAUGAAGCUAAGACUGCAGCACAGCAUCGAGAGGGAAAAGCUGAUUGUAUCCAAUGAGCAGGAGGUUUUGAGAGUACAUUACCGAGCUGCAAGAACACUAGCCAAUCAGACGCUUCCAUUCAGUGCCUGCACAGUCCUGUUGGAUGCUGAAGUGUACAACAUGCCCCAGGACAUCCAAGGUGACGAUGGGAAAACCUCUGUUAGAGACCGGUUCAAUGCGAGACAAUUCAUGUCUUGGCUUCAAGAUGUAGAUGACAAGUUUGACAAGUUAAAGACAUGUCUCUUGAUGCGGCAGCAGCACGAAGCGGCGGCGUUAAAUGCGGUUCAGCGACUGGAGUGGCAGCUAAAGCUUCAGGAACUGGAUCCCGCCACUUACAAGUCUACCAGCAUUUUCGAGAUUCCCGAAUUCUACAUCCCACUCGUGGAAGUCAAUGACAACUUUGACCUGACGCCAAUAUGACCUCGUGACUGUGUGCGAUUCUGAGAUAUAGACAUGAUGGGAAAAUUAUAUUACAAAGAUAAUAACACGAAGCACUUGAUCUGGCGGGAGUCGGUUGGUAUGCGCGUGUUUGCGUGCACGUAUGUUUCAGUUUUCGUGUGUGCUUGCAUAUCACGUCACGCGCCAGAGAAGUAACUAAACAGUCUUCGACAGUGCUGCACUUCAAGGCGGUCAUCGCCAGUUCGGUCCAUGUUCUUGUACUGGUUUGACCACGUGUACCCGUUCCAAACGCACUUCACUAGGUAGGCAUGAGAUUGACUCUUAUAGACUACAGGCCUAACUACAACGCACUUAACCCGGAGCUCCGCUAUCCAGCAGACCAAGGGGUGGGAGAACUACGAAGAGGAGUUCCCGAAAACCAGCUUCCGAAGGGUGAAGACCACCAUCGGAAAGAAAUGGGGAGAGAGGUGUUUCCUCCUCCAUUGAAGGUAUAGUUCACCCAAAAAUGAGAAUUCUGUCAUUUACCCUCCUGUUCCAAACCUGUAUGACAUACUUUCUUCUGUAAAACACAUCAGAUGAUGUGUAGCACCGUUCUUUUUCAAUGCAUGGAGAGAGGGAAAAACAAGAUGCAAUGAAAGUGAAUGGUGACUGAGUCUUUGAUUCUGCCUAACAUCUACUUGUGUGGUUCGUGGAAGAACGUGCAUGACAUUUAGGGUGAACUUUCUCUUUUAAGAAAGAGAUCACAAUCCAACAAGUUUCUACAGUGAGUGUUCAUAGAUUAUGUAUAGAUUGUGCUCCUCAUUUUUUAACUUAUUUUAUACAUACUGAUUGUGCAUUUGUAAAUAGCCAUGGAAUUAUUGUUUUUAACUGAGAGGACAGAAAAAGUAAUAUUUUGAUUGUAAACUUAGUUUUGUCUAAUGUGUAAUGGACCAAAGUUGUUUUUAUAUUUGAGGUUCUUUGUUGCUGUUGUUUGUUGAUGUUUGCUUAACUCUUUAAGCAUGUGUUUUUGAAUUACAUUUUCAUUUACUUGAUUCUAUUUUUAAAAUUCCCCUUUGAACGUUCAUCAAAGCCGGUGUAUUUUGACUUGUGAUUUCAAUAAUGUGCAUGCUUUCACAGGUUCGUCCCUCUUUGAAAAGUUGUACCGUGGUGAGGUUUACCAAAGUGGUCCUGGUUUUUUUUCUUUCUGCCAUUGUUCUGUCCAUUAGCAACAUCCACUUGUGUGUUGUCCCUUUGUGUCUUGCGCACAUUAAAAAAACAAACAUUUUGUGGCUUCUCGGUAGAAAAAACUUUUACAGUUUUAAUGUGAGAUCACAACCAAAACCUAUUUUUUACAACAUAAUGCCUUUUGAACGAUGGUUCUAAAAAUGUCUAUUUUAAUAUUUACUUGUUACAUGAGGAUGUACAUAUUUGUAAUAUAUAAUUGAAUAAAUUUUAUUUGUUGUGA